AUGAAGCGAUCAUUUCUCCUGCUGGCCGUAGUGGCCCUCCUGUCUCAGGCAUUCGCCCUCCCGUUUGAUGAUUCUAGGAAACACAGUUUCAUCACUCAACUUGCACCGGUUCCCGAUAGAAACAGUUUGGGUGUGGAUUUAUGCCCCACCUGUAUCCAGUUUACAGAUCAGGCAAUCGAUAUCCUUCUAAACAUCAUACUCAAUUCUGGAGUUGUGGGUACCUGUGGAGAAAUCUGCAAUGCCGUAGCUACGAAGACUGGAAGCAAAGCUCUGGGAGAAGUGUGUGUUCUCCUUUGUGAUAUUGUUGGUAUUGAUGAAUUCGUCAAACUUCUGCAGCAAGCCGACCUUGAUCCAAUUUAUUUCUGUGAGUUGUUGAAAACCUGUCCAAUCAACGACAACGGAGACGCCAAAAUCACAACCUUCACGGUAACACCUAGCUCUGGACCACAAGGCCAAUUCCGGAUCGAUUUUGGAUACACUUCAGCGAACGGAACUGGAACCGGUGAGAUCGUUUUGGAAGUACAGACUGUUGAUGGUAUCCCCGUCGAAAGUGGAUUCAUCCAUGAGCUUGCAAAUCCAGGGAACUACAGCUCUAGCUUCUCUCUAAAAGCUGAGCCAGACCCGUCAUGUGAUCCAACUCAAGAACCUUGUGAGCAAUGGAUUCCGGGAGACUACGGCGUUAAAAUAGCUAUCUGUAAUGGCGAGUGCGGUAGCAAACAUCCUCACAGUGCUAUAUAUGACGAGGGAAUGACAAACUUCACCAUCACCGGCUAA
Molecule: messenger RNA, 774 nt
Organism: Ylistrum balloti
Lineage: Eukaryota; Metazoa; Mollusca; Bivalvia; Pectinida; Pectinidae
Product: countin-3-like
Exons: 7
Coding region: 1-774 (257 amino acids)
Source: RefSeq, a predicted model, not a curated record